Camellia sinensis is the source of this 2358-nucleotide messenger RNA. The record is from RefSeq and is a predicted model, not a curated record. Lineage: Eukaryota; Viridiplantae; Streptophyta; Magnoliopsida; Ericales; Theaceae.
AGUCCUUUUGCUUCUUCGGCUUCUCCUUGCAACCUAGUGAGAGAUUCUUGAGUUUAAGGCAACAAAAUCGUCAGUUGCUAUUGCUGGUGACUUCUGAGCUUCCAGGCACGAAUCCUGCCUUCAAGGGAUUCUACCUGUUUUGACAACUUAACACAAAGUUCAAUGAUUGUAUUAUUCUGACGGAUCAGGGUUUUUACUCCUGAUGGUACAGACAAUUUAUCAGAAGAAGUCAAUAAACCAAUUCCUGGUGCUUCAGUUGUUUCAGACGCUUUGAGGGCUUCUAAAUACACCAAGUCGUUUUGACUCAUUCAAUCAACGCUCUUUUGAGCUGUUGAAGAGUCUCUUCUAUGGAUUUGAACUGUCCUUGUUGAUUCCAAGACUGGUUUUCCAAGCAGACCUGUGUCAAAGAAUUCACUCCUCUUUCUAACCUUUCUACUUUCCUGGCAAGCUGUUGAACAGAGGUUUCUAAGAGUUGAAUUUGAACUUGUUGAUUUUUAAAUUCCUUCAGGUUGACUUUACUGGAGAGACAGACACGAUCAUAGAUGACAGCAAUAUUAUGAGCUAGUUCUUUAGUACUGGGUUUUUCAGUAUGGGCUAAAUCAAGAUAGCUUAGGCGUGAUGUAUCUGAUUUUUCAUACCAUUCCUUUAUAUUAUGUUCCCAAAUAUUUGUCAUAAUUUAUUAUUGAUUCGGAUAAGAUUAUACAUAUUAGUCUGGGUGUUCGUUUAUUACUGGUCUGAGAAAGAAAAUACAGAAGUCUUAUCCAAUAAAACUACCAAGGUCUUUAAUGAUUUUCUUAGGUAUUAUGGAACUCACCUUUUUGAAGGGCUUACUGCGGCCUCCUGCCUGUUGCCUUCUUACGUCUUUUGUUCUUCAAAUACCACAAGACAAAUUAUUAAACCUUAAGAUAGCCAUAGAUAAAGUUUUAGCAUUAAUUCCUUCCUUUGCCCUGGCAAUAAAUUAACACUUUUGCCUUGAUAUGCAUAAGAUUACCUUUCGCAAUAAUUCAUUAGAUACAAACUUUAGAAAUUAAAUAUAUCAGUUUGGAAUAAAAUAUCAUACCAUCAGAGGCCUUUGCUAUCCUGAAUGAGAAUUAGUUAGCCAUAAACAAAACUAGCUCUGAUACCAAAUGGAGGAUCGUAGAAAAUCUCAACUAAACAGGAUAAGUAAAAUAAGAACUAUAUAGAAAUUUUACAGACCUGAAUAAGCUAAGAUUACAAGCUGGAGCUACAAGCGGAAGACUGAUUUACUCACUCUAUCUCAAGUAUACAAGUGUAGUUGUUCUAACUUCUCUUGAUGCUUGAGUUUCUAAACUUCGACUCUAUUUAUAGACCCAUAAAAGAUAAGCUUAAUAAAGGUAGGGGAUACGUGCCGAGUGCUCAUUGGGCCUCAUCGUCGUACUAUCGCAAACCUUAUCAAGAAUCUUAUCAUUACAGGACUGAAUAAUGUAAAACACACUAUACGACAAACUAAUAUUCCAACACCUUUUCUCAGUGGUUAGCUGAGUAGUGAUUGAAGUGGAAUAUUAUUACAUUAUUUGACAGACACUGGGACAAACACUGGGACCCACCACGUCCUUCCUAUUCUUCAAGCAUUAUUGACCAGCAUUAUUGACAGACACUGUUGAUCAAUAAUGGGGACUAAGACUUUGAUCUACAUGCUCCAAGAAGAUAAAUAUUAUUGGCUUGGAAAGGAAGGAGGAUACAGGGCACAAAUUAAAGUCACAUCGGAAAUCUACCAUUGUCAGCAUGAAUGGGACCAACAGAACCCAUUACCAGAAGAUAGAAGACCGGAGUGCACAACAUGCAAAAGAGAUCUAACUUCAUAUUCAAAGGCUUUCUGUAACAAAUGCAAUGCCUUGACAUGUGCAUUAUGUGCCAAGCCUUACUUUAAUUUCACAUCAUUCAUCACUCGAAAGACUCCAAUUCCUUAUAAUCAGAAACCAUUACUCCAGGAGCAACAAGAAUACAUUCGAUGGUGUGAAGCUGAAAUGAAGAGGCUUCGAGAGGAAGCAAUUCAAUACAAAACAGAGCUUGAAGAACUCAAGACAGUAAUGCAAUUACAAGAUGAUGAACGGGAACUCAGAAGAAAAGGAAAGUAUAAAGAAGAAGAGCUCCAUGAUUUGGAAGCAGAAGCAUUGGAACAAGAAACUCAUGUUCGAUUUAAGGAAGUUCCGGAAACAGCUCUUGCUCUUGAAGAAAUGAUAGCUGGAGGAGAGGUAAAAGAGAAAAAGAAGAAUAUGCUCUAUAACCUCACGGUGGAACUUGAAAUUCCUGGUCUUCAGAAGAUCUCUCUACACGCAAUCCUGGACACAGGAGCAACAACUUGCGUCGUAGACUCUGAAUCAGUCCCAGCUGAUG